GAACCCGGGCGGCCACGUGGGUUCCAAGUCUCGGAAUCCGCUGCGUAACGGUGAAGCUCAAGGAGAGUCGGGUCAUCCCUUCGUCGGGAAGGCAGGCAGGCAGGACCCGAGGCCGAGUGGCGCCAUGCCCAGGGGCAGCCGAAGCGUGGGCUCCCGGCCCGGGGCCAGCCCAGCUCCAUCUCAUGCCCACCCUCCGGCUCAUCCUCCCCCUUCCGCCGUGGCUGCCCCGGCUCAGCCCCAGCAGCCAGGCUUGAUGGCCCAGAUGGCGACCACCGCGGCCGGAGUGGCGGUGGGCUCCGCCGUGGGCCACGUGGUGGGCGGCGCUCUCACCGGGGCGUUCAGCGGUGGCUCGGAGCCCCCCAAGGCAGCAAGCAGCCCUGCUCCGGAGCCCAGGCAACAGCCAGCCUACCAGCAAGCCCAGUACGGGCCCUGCCACUAUGAGAUGAAGCAAUUCCUGGAGUGUGCUACCAACCAGAGUGACUUGACUUUGUGCGAGGGCUUUAAUGAGGCCCUGAAGCAGUGCAAGUAUAGCAACGGCGUUGCUUCCCUCUUGUGAAGACCUUUGAGCACCAAUGCACCCAUGAACGAGCCAUGAAUUGGAAGGGACUGGAAGGGCAAGCGAGCAAUGGGCAAGAAGGGAUCCGGCCAGUUUAAUCAAAUCUCUUUAGUGCUCUUCUCAGCUGUAGGUAAUAAGUGAGGAGAUCUCAGGGUGAAAUGCCUCAUGGCAGGGCUUUUAGGAUCUGGUUGUCACUUGUGAAAUAAAAAGAUGGUUUAUUUUAAUCUAGAACUUGCUUGUAUGUUUUCGUUAAUCUCUACAUAUAAUAAAAUGAAUAUAUAUAUA
Anolis carolinensis (green anole) is the source of this 841-nucleotide messenger RNA. It is a transcript of the gene chchd10, whose product is annotated as coiled-coil-helix-coiled-coil-helix domain containing 10. Gene Ontology annotation, cellular component: mitochondrion; nucleus. Lineage: Eukaryota; Metazoa; Chordata; Lepidosauria; Squamata; Anolidae. The coding region runs from base 125 to 556 and encodes 143 amino acids. Gene Ontology annotation, biological process: mitochondrion organization. The transcript is spliced from 4 exons. The record is from RefSeq and is a predicted model, not a curated record.